This is a messenger RNA of Cherax quadricarinatus, 3178 nucleotides long. The record is from RefSeq and is a predicted model, not a curated record. NCBI's taxonomy places the organism in Eukaryota, Metazoa, Arthropoda, Malacostraca, Decapoda, Parastacidae.
AAGGUGUAUCUGUUCGACCGUGUGAUCAAGCCCAACUCUACACAGGAGAAAGUUUACGAUAUCGUCGCCAAAGACAUCGUUAAAGAUGUGCUCAACGGUUACAAUGGCACCAUCUUCGCUUACGGACAGACUUCCUCAGGCAAGACCCACACCAUGGAAGGAAAACUGGGCGACCCUACCUGGCAGGGUAUCAUCCCGAGGAUCGUACAUGACAUCUUCAACCACAUCUACAAUAUGGAAGAGGCGCUCGAGUUCCACAUCAAGGUGUCGUACUUCGAGAUUUACAUGGACAAGAUCAGAGACUUACUCGAUGUAUCACAAUGUGAACUGUCAGUGCACGAGGACAAGAACCGUGUACCGUCCGUCAAGGGAGCUACCGAGCGCUUCGUCUCCUCACCUGAAGAAGUCUUUGAGGUGAUCGAACUGGGCAAGUCCAACAGACAUGUAGCUGUUACAAAUAUGAAUGAGCACAGCUCCCGCUCGCACAGUGUAUUCCUCAUCCAGGUGAAGCAGGAGAACAUUGAAAACCAGAAGAAACUCCUCGGUAAACUCUACCUCGUGGAUCUGGCUGGCUCGGAGAAGGUGAGCAAGACUGGUGCGGAAGGCGCAGUUUUGGAUGAAGCAAAAAACAUUAACAAAUCGCUCUCAGCUCUCGGUAAUGUCAUCGCUGCCUUGGCAGAUGGAAAGACCCACGUACCCUACCGUGACUCCAAGCUGACUCGCAUCCUGCAGGAGAGCUUGGGCGGCAACGCUCGCACCACCAUUGUUAUCUGCGCGUCUCCUGCGUCAUUCAACGAGGCUGAAACCAGAUCCACCUUAGAUUUUGGCAAGAGAGCUAAGACGAUCAAGAACUGUGUAUGUGUCAACGAAGAAUUAACAGCCGAGGAAUGGAAACGACGUUACAACAAGGAAAAGGAGAAGAGCACCAAACUCAAAGCUCAAGUAGAGCGCAUGGAAGCUGAGCUUGCUCGCUGGCGCAGCGGCGAGAAGGUCUCCUCUGAAGAACAGAUUUCUGUUGACAUGGAGAAGUCAAUGGUUUCUUCCGUGGUAGAAGAGCCAAAGAAAUCAACAGCUCCACCUAUGAGCAACGAGGUGCGUGAUGCGUGGGAGAAGGAGCGUGAGCAGCUCUACCUCAGUCUCGAUGAGAAAGACGAGGAAAUAAACCAGCACAGCCAGCUGGCAGAGAAGCUCAAGGAACAGAUGCUCGAGCAGGAAGAACUUAUUGCUGCUACCCGACGUGAUUAUGAAGUUCUACAAACGGAGAUGUCUAGGAUUCAAGCUGAGAAUGACUCCGCCAAGGAUGAAGUGAAGGAAGUAUUACAGGCUUUGGAGGAGUUAGCUCUUAAUUACGACCAGAAGAGCCAGGAGGUGGAAAGCAAGUGCAAAGAGAACGAGACACUUAAUGAAGAACUGACAGAAAAACAGACUGCUUUAACAACGAUGCAAGGAGAGCUGCAGCAGAUGAAGGACUCCUCUGUACACCAGCGGAGACGGAUGAACGAGAUGUUGUUUUCUCUUCUAUCCGAUCUCGGUGAAGUUGGCACUGUGGUUGGUGGCACUGCAGGAGACCUGUCCAUCAAGAACUCGGGAGACCCUAAUAAACUAGAGGAAGAGUUCACAAUGGCGCGGCUGUAUGUGUCCAAGAUGAAAAGUGAAGUGCGUAAUCUUGUCCAACGUUGUAGUACUCUUGAAAACUUCCAGGGAGACUGCAACAAAAAGAUAGACGAAUAUGAACGUGAGUUAAGUGAUUGCAGACUUCUAAUUAGCCAACACGAGGCUCGAAUGAAGACGUUGCAGGAAUCAAUGCACGAGGUUGAGGUCCGCAAGAGACAGCUUGAGGAGCAAGUUGACUCUCUUAGUGAAGAAGUGGCUCAGUUGAAGGCUGCCGAGGGCUUGACCGUGUCAGAGGGACUUUCAAAGGAGGCACUUGAAAAACAAAUGGAAACUCACAGAGAACUUCACCAGAAGCAGGUGACACAACUCAGACUGGAGAUAAGUGCCAAGCAAGCACUGGUGGAAGACCUCAAAGACCAAAAUCAGAAGUUGAGUGUGGAACACGAGCAACUGAAGGCGGAACACCACAAACUGAAGAUCGAGGAAGCGGAGAAGAGUACACGCCUUCACGAGCUCAUUUUUGCUGGAUUUCGGUGGGCUCAACACCUCAAUGAGGUCUCUCUUCUUCUUCACGAAACUAUUAGCUUGCGUCACUGGACUCCCAGAGGCUCGACAAGCCUCCUGAAUGACCGCCGAGAACAGGCACACCAUGAUCUUAAAGGCCUCGAGGACACUGUGGCCAAGGAGCUCCAGACGCUGCACAACUUGAGGAAACUCUUCGUUCAAGAUUUGCAGGCCAGAGUCAGGAGGUCUGCCGCAGGAGAAGACGAGGAUAUCCUUGGUGGGUCUGUAGCACAGAAGCAAAAGAUCAGUUUCCUGGAAAAUAAUUUAGACCAACUGACAAAGGUGCACAAGCAACUGGUCCGAGACAAUGCUGACCUAAGGUGUGAGCUUCCUAAGCUAGAGAAGCGACUGAGAGCCACCAUGGAGAGGGUUAAGAUAGAGGACGAGGGUGCCGAGCUAUUGUGGCAGUUCAGGCUGGAGGAAGAUAACGCCCACCUCCGCUGUGCGGUGCCUAAGCUAGAGCAGCGGCUCAAGGCUACCAUGGGCAGGGUUAAGGCACUCGAAACCGCUCUGAAGGAGGCUAAAGAAGGAGCCAUGAGGGACAGGAAGCGCUACCAGUAUGAAGUUGACCGUAUCAAGGAAGCUGUGCGACAGAAGAAUCUUGCCAGGAGGGGUCAGGGCGCUCAUAUUGCAAAGCCCAUCCGCACUGGUCCUGCCAGUCUGCUGUCUCGUCCAGGUGCUCAACCUCACCACUAGCCUCUCAGAUGUCUGCUUCCUGCAAGCCUCCAGCAUCAGGGUUUCAUCUGUUAUUUUCAUCCAUAGUCUUUAUCUCCAUAGCUGUCAAGUGUAUAAAAUACAUUCCCUUCCCCAAGAAUGUAAACCAUUAUUUUAUGGUAUCUUACGAUUGCACUGAUGCUCCUCAUUGCAUGUCAAAAUUUGGAACCACUUUUUAAAUUAGAUUGUAAACAUACUUUUGUUUCUUACCUAUAUUUAUAUUGGAUGAUAUUUUUUAAUUGUGCAUUUUUUUUAAUCCUGUGAUCACAUGCAUAUUAAUGAAACU